Chironomus riparius is the source of this 735-nucleotide messenger RNA. NCBI's taxonomy places the organism in Eukaryota, Metazoa, Arthropoda, Insecta, Diptera, Chironomidae. The record is from the annotation of a GenBank genome assembly.
AUGCCACCAAAAAAAGAACUUAAAUUCGAUUUGCCAGAAGAAGAUGCACGAAUUUCUCCAGCUGAACAUAGGACAUUCAGAAAAAGCCUAUUUGCAACACAAACCGAGGAUGAAGAUUCACCACCACAGUCAAGAACAUUCAGAAAAAGUACAUAUCCUGAUGACAACGAUAAUGGAUCGGAAACAAGCUCAAGAAAAUACAGGAAGAGUAAAUAUCCAGGACAGGACGAUGAUGAUGAAUUGGACAGAAAGUCAAGAAUAAGCAAUCUCGUCGGUUCCAGAGCUCGUUACUCAACAAGAUUAACACAAAUGUUCACAAACAUUAAAAUAAGACGUGAUCGACAAUCAUCAAUACUACGUCCAGCAGAAAUCUUCAUGCCAACUUAUCGUAUGGAAUCUCAAAAGCCUUUCGAUCCGAGAAUUGUUGAAGAUUUCCUUGAAAGUCGCAUCAAAGACAGACUCGAUGAGCACGAGAAAUUUGAAUUUGACAAUACCAAGUCCAUGCAUUCAAUAGCUCGAAAAUUGUCCGAAGAAAUUUUGUUGGAAGUUAAAAAUUAUGAAUUUGAUCGCUACAAAAUUUUUGUGUCUGUAACAAUCGGUCAGAAAAUGUAUCAAGGAUUUGACAAGAGUAUUGCAGUGCUGUGGGAUGUUAAUAAUGACACAAUGGCAACUUUUGUUUAUGAGCGGAACAAUGUGUUUGGAUUGUUUAAUGUUUUUGGUGUUUAUUUUGACUGA